AUGUUAUUGUCUUGUGGAGAAGAGUUGCGUAAUGCUCCAGACGAUCGCAACGUAUUUGCUAUAUACGUCUCGUACUACGUCAAAGUCAAACUCCUAGUCAAUAGAAUGGGCGGCGACCUUAGCCUAAAAUUGCCUUUUACAUUAAUGCAUACCUGCUGCGACCUAGAACAAACCCAAAUCGAGAUGCUAGCUUCCGAGAAACCACCGGAGGGAACCACACCGGAAAGAAUUAAUCCAGACUUAAAACCGGCUAGUGAUGACCAGGGUGAUGAAGAACCUGGAGGAAGUCGUGCUGCUGCAGCAGAUAUUAAUGCUGUUCCGUAUUGUAAGGAAGAUGUUGUAGUAGAAAUUAAUAAACUAUCACCUUUAACAACAUCAUCAUCACAACAAUUGCACGACGACGUCAAAACAACUAAACAAUCAAAGAAAGUAGGGACCAAAUCCAUUAAGGAAGAAAAUUUAGACGAAAUAAUGACCGUUAAACAAGAAGAAGAACCCACCGAAGAAUCUAAAGAAAUUGAAAAAAUUGCGAAAGAAAGCCAAACUGAAAAAGAAGAUUCGGAAAUCCAUAAAGGUUUUAGUUUUCAUAGGGCUUGGUGUUGUUUGAAUAGGCGCACUUCAUAA
This is a messenger RNA of Diabrotica balteata, 624 nucleotides long. The record is from the annotation of a GenBank genome assembly. NCBI's taxonomy places the organism in Eukaryota, Metazoa, Arthropoda, Insecta, Coleoptera, Chrysomelidae.